AUGUCAUCAAGAGAUAAACAAGAUUUUAGAUUAAAAGAAUUCAAAAAAUCAAUUGAUAGUGAAUCAGCUAGAAGAAAAAGAGAAGAAAAUACAAAUGGUAUUAGAAAAUCAGCUAGAGAAGAAUCAAUUUCAAAGAGACGUGGUAUUGUUCAAACCCAACCAAACGUUGCAUAUGAAAUUGUUAUUCCAAGUGAUAUUCAAGAACAAUUCCAAACAUAUGAAAAAGAAACACUAGAAAAUAAAUUAAAAAAUUUAAAUGGUUUAGUUCAAGCAUUAAAUUCAAAUGAACAAGCUUUAGUAUUUUCAGCCUUAUUACAAUUUAGAAAGUUAUUAUCAAUUCACAAUAAUCCACCAAUUGAUGAAGUUAUCGAGUGUGGUGUCAUUCCAAAAUUCAAUCAAUUACUUGAAUGUGGUCAUCCAAAAGUUGCAUUUGAGGCUGCUUGGGCUUUAACCAACAUUGCUUCUGGUAAUAAUAAACAAACAUUGGCUGUUAUUAAUGGUGGUUCUGUUCCAAUUUUCGUCUCAUUGCUUUCUUCAAACACCACUGAUGAAGUUAAAGAACAAUGUGCUUGGGCUAUCGGUAAUAUUGCUGGUGACACCGUUGCCGCUAGAGAUUAUCUCCUUAGUUUAGGUGCUAUGCAACCAUUAAUUAAAUUAUUUGAUUCACCAAAAAUUACAUUAGUUCAAAAUGUUACAUGGACUGUUUCCAAUUUAUGUCGUGGUAAACCACACCCAGAUUUUUCAAUUGUUUCACAAUGCCUCCCAUCCAUCAAGAAGCUUUUAGAUUGUGAAGAUUUGCCAUCCGAAGUAUAUGGUGAUUUAUGUUGGGCCUUAUCCUACUUGACAGAUGGUGCUAACGAAAAAAUUCAAACUGUUAUCGACAGUGGUGUCCUCACAAGACUUGUUGAACUCUUAGAACAUGCUGAAGGUAUUGUUUAUACUCCAGCUCUUCGUGCUGUUGGUAAUAUCGUCACUGGUGAUGAACAUCAAACUCAAGCAAUCGUCGAUUUAGGCGCCAUUGGUAGCAUUACUCGUCUUUUAGGUAUUCCAAAGAAAUCAAUUAGAAAAGAAAGUUGUUGGGCUCUUUCAAAUAUUACUGCUGGUAACUCUGCACAAAUUGAAGCCGUCAUCUCUAAUCCAAGCACUGUCAGCUCACUCAUUUCACUUUUAUCACACAGCGAAUUCGAAAUUAAAAAGGAAGCUUGUUGGGCUCUUUCCAAUGCCACCAAUGGUACAUCUCAAGUCAUUAAAACUUUAUGCCGUAGUAAUCUCAUUAAACACUUUAUCGAUCUAUUAAAUACAUCUGAAUUAUCAAUCCUCAAAAUCGUCCUUGAAGGUCUUAUCAAUAUUGUCAAAGAUGGUGAACAAAUCAAAGAUAAAAGUGGUAUCAACCCAUACAUUGAAGUCAUCAGUGAAUACGAUGAAACCGUUAUUUACGAAUUACAACACCACAGUUCAAAAGAUGUUUACAAGAAAGCCAUGGAAUUAUCUCAAUACUUGGAUAGCCGUGAAUACUCUGACGGUGAAAAUUAUGAACCAAAUAAUUUUGAAUUUAAACCAGCCAAUGUCAAUCCAAGCCAAAUCAAUUUUUAA
Molecule: messenger RNA, 1593 nt
Organism: Dictyostelium purpureum
Lineage: Eukaryota; Evosea; Eumycetozoa; Dictyosteliales; Dictyosteliaceae
Exons: 2
Coding region: 1-1593 (530 amino acids)
Biological process (GO): NLS-bearing protein import into nucleus
Cellular component (GO): cytoplasm; nucleus
Molecular function (GO): nuclear import signal receptor activity; protein binding
Source: RefSeq, a predicted model, not a curated record